AAACAAUGUUUUAAGAUAUAAUAGUUAGGGUUAGAGAUUGUCAAAACAAGCAUGGCUGACGCAGUAGUCUCUGUGGCAGAAAACGAAAAUGAAAAGCAAGAACAUGCUCUUGUGCAAGGCGAUAACGAUGACAUUGUAGAAGAGGGCAGCCAAGCUGACGCACCCAAGAAGAAGAAAAAGAAGAAGAAAAAGAAAAAGACAGAUGCUGAAGCUCCAGACGUAGAACAGGAAGAAGGGUCCACAAAAUCUGUUAACGACAUCACACAGAAAUUGGAGGGACAUACCCUUAAUGGGGAGGCUGCUGAAGGAGAGGAGCAGGCUGCUGGAGAGACUGUUGCAAAAAAGAAGAAGAAAAAGAAGAAAAAAGGAGGAAAACAGCAGACAGAUCCACCAUCAAUACCCAUCUCUGAAUUGUACCCUGACGGUAACUACCCAGAGGGAGAGGUAACGGAAUACCCACCACUAAAGGAUGAUCGAACUGCUAAGGAUCGAUUUACAAGUGAAGAGAAGAAGGCACUUGAUCGUGCUAAUGCAGAUAUAUACCAGGAGAUCCGACAGGCAGCUGAGGCUCAUAGACAGACAAGAAUGUACAUGCAGAACUACAUUAAACCAGGAAUGACCAUGAUCCACAUCUGUGAAACACUUGAAAACAUGGCAAGGAAAUUAAUUAACGAGAAAGGCCUGGAGGCGGGACUAGCCUUCCCGACUGGCUGUUCUAUCAAUCAUUGUGCUGCCCAUUACACACCAAAUGCUGGUGACUCAACAGUCCUACAGUAUGAUGAUGUGUGUAAGAUCGACUUUGGUACACAUAUAAAUGGACGGAUCAUUGACUGUGCUUUCACACUCACAUUUAACCCGAAGUAUGACCGACUAAAGCAGGCUGUACAAGAUGCAACUAACACAGGAAUAAAGGAAGCUGGUAUAGAUGUACGUCUGUGUGAUAUUGGCGAGUCUAUCCAGGAGGUGAUGGAAUCGUACGAGGUUGAUUUGGAUGGGAAGACAUACCAGGUGAAAGCUAUCAGAAACCUAAAUGGUCAUUCCAUCGGACCGUACCGAAUACAUGCAGGUAAAACGGUGCCCAUAGUGAAAGGAGGGGAAGCUACUAAAAUGGAGGAAAUGGAGUUCUAUGCAAUUGAGACUUUCGGAAGUACAGGAAAAGGGAUGGUUCACGAUGACAUGGAAACUUCACAUUACAUGAAAAACUUUGAAGUCGGACAUGUUCCUCUCAGGGUUCAGAAGUCUAAGCACCUGUUAAAUGUGAUCAACCAGAAUUUCAGCACAUUAGCUUUUUGUCGAAGAUGGUUAGACCGACUGGGAGAGACCAAAUAUCUGAUAGCUCUUAAGAACCUUUGUGACGUUGGCAUCAUAGACGCCUAUCCUCCACUGUGUGACGUCAAGGGCUGCUACACUGCCCAGUUUGAACACACGAUACUAUUACGACCUACUUGUAAGGAAAUCAUCAGUCGCGGUCCAGACUAUUAAAGUCUUAAGGAAGUUAUCCUUACAGUGCUCUGAUGGGGACAUUACGGAGAUAACGCUGUACAUGUCCGACCCAAAUUAUUGUAGUGCUAUGGCAGGGAUUGUGUCAAGAUCGGCACGAAACAGUCCAGUCAAAUUACACUGGUGAAAGAUCAAGUGCUAUAAGAUCUAGUGAUUGAAGAGGCCAUGGUGUCCGUUACUCCAGCUCCCACUGCUGAUGAUUAGGACAGAACACUAGAAUUCCCAGCAAUCUUUCGAACAUAGAUUUUGAUUUUUCAUUAUCCUGAAGUAAACGCUAUGUGCUGAAUAUUUUCAUGUUGUCUGCCCAGUGAAACUACCAAAUCAGAAUCAUGAGGCAAUUUGGAGAAUUUUAAGAUUAAAAAUCCUAAAUGUUUGUUAGAUUGUUUGUUGCAGAUUAUUAACAGGAAUUACGUAAAUGGAGUAAAACAAAUAAAUAUAAGAAUAUAUAUGUUAAACUUGAUAUUAUUCUAUUGCAAUUUAGAUUAUAAUUAUGAAAAAUGCCAGGUGCAUUGAUGAUUUUGUAUGAUAGAUAACUGUAAUGUAUAUUGUAUAUGUUCAGAUAAGUACGCCAACUCUAUUUAAGUUUCAUCUAAAUAACAUAUCAAGUGAUAUUUACACGGCUAUAAAUAACUACCCUGGCGAUUUAACAAAAAUAAUUUGAUCGAUUGUUUAUAUGUUUCAUGACUAACCAUGUGCAUGGGCCUUGCUGUUGACAUUUUAUUUGUUAGUUUGUAAAUUUCAACAAAUUCAGAACAUAACUUUGCUCAUGUGGACCUCAUAUAUUGCACAAAAUAAACUUUGCUCAUGUGGACCUCAUAUAUUGCACAAAAUAACCAUACUAUUAUGCUUACAAGUUCCUCUAGCAUGCAAAAGAGACAUUUGUUUGACCAGAUUUGACUCUUUAAUAGCAUAAACAUUGAUCAUGUUUUGACCUUGAAAUGCCAAAAAAAAAAGAUUUACAGAAAAAAUCUGUGUACAGUGUUUGACUUGAGGCCAUGAUAUGUUGUUUAUCAUCGGAGGCUAAUUAAAAUUAAAGUCAGAUUUCUAUAUAGCUGUAACCGUUUCUUGACUUCUCCACAGCAUCAAUUUACAAUAUUAUUUUGGCCAUCAUCAAUCAUUCAUGCUAUAUCUUGUUGGCACUUUAUUAAUGUUUUGAGGGUCCUGUUGUUCAAAUGUAAAGUAAACAUGCCAUACUUUUUGGGAAGUCUUACCUAUACUGACCAAUUGAGAAUUUAUUUUUAUUGCACUCUGAACACCAUCUUUUUAAACUCUUACGUAAGUUGUAUCAAAUAUUUUUUCCUGCUUUGGCUUACUUGUUCAGACAUAGAACUGUUUUAAUCUGUGCUGGAGUGUUACAUUUAAGUUGAAUUGCGAAACUUUUGAACUUAAGUAUUUUGCCACUAGUGAAUACUAAAAGGGGUACAAAGUCUUGACUUCGUGAUCCUGCAAUGGCAAUGAAUGCUAAACAGGUAAAGGUCAGUUGUUGUAAUAGAGUAACUGUUUUAAUGUCUCCUCCUACCCGAGUUGUAAUUUUGGUGUUCAGUAAUUCUUCACAUGUAAGACUUACUGUGUGCCUCUAAGUCUACCUGGUUUUCAUUAUUAAAGAAAAUAAAAACAAUA
Messenger RNA from Pecten maximus, 3120 nucleotides. Its product is annotated as methionine aminopeptidase 2-like. Gene Ontology annotation, molecular function: metalloaminopeptidase activity. NCBI's taxonomy places the organism in Eukaryota, Metazoa, Mollusca, Bivalvia, Pectinida, Pectinidae. Gene Ontology annotation, biological process: proteolysis. The transcript is spliced from 12 exons. The record is from RefSeq and is a predicted model, not a curated record. The coding region runs from base 52 to 1482 and encodes 476 amino acids.